Molecule: messenger RNA, 1111 nt
Organism: Chlamydomonas reinhardtii
Lineage: Eukaryota; Viridiplantae; Chlorophyta; Chlorophyceae; Chlamydomonadales; Chlamydomonadaceae
Exons: 3
Coding region: 330-509 (59 amino acids)
Source: RefSeq, a predicted model, not a curated record
GUUAAGCGCCUAUAGUAUAUUUCGCUGUCCUGGGUAGCAAUCAUAGGGGGACGGGGAACCCUGCGCCUUGGCAACGAGGCCCUUCAGGUCUGGCGAUCAGGGUUCGGAGGAAGCUUGGCGGGCAGCUGGACGAAACGGCACAUGGUGCUCGAAACAUAUGGCGCUUGAAGCGUAUGGCGUGAGGAGGCUGGGCGGCAGCGAUGUAACUCUGCCAACGCGCCCGCGGUACCUCUCAGCGGCCGCUGGGAGCUGCUAGCGCGCUGGGCAAGCUGGUCUUUCCCGCCCCGCCGCCGUCUGUGGACGUGGCCCAGGCCCCUGCCUCCCCGGCAAUGCGGCGCAGGUCAAGUGCAAUACCUGCUGGCUCGGCAGCCGUGGGAGCGCUGCGGCGGCCCACAGGUGCGGGCGGAGCCGAUGGGCACACCCACGGGCUCUGGAGACCUGGCGGAGGCGAGGUGCAUCUGCAGGCGCUGCUGGAGACCGCAUGGCCCAAGCGAACGACAGUACGGUAGUGCGGGUGGCCUGGCCUGGCUGCAUUGGCGCGGCAGGAGGCGUGAGGGCGGUACGGGUCAGGCUGACUGCCCACAGCAGCUGUGCGCGGUGGCAUGCAGCAGGGGGCAGGUAGGUGCCCGAGCGCUUGGUGUUGUGGCAAGCAGGUGAAUGCACAUUGAGCAGCGACUGGAAUGUCCGGUGCAGGCGCGGGCACGCAGAGGCUAGCAGAACAGGGAUGGCGGGCGGAGGCAUGCGCCGUGUGCGCAGCCAACCCGCAGCCGGGUACAUGGACGCACGUGUGGUAACAGCUGUGGUCGCCGUUUACACUCCUUGGUCCUACCCACAUGUGCACCGCAUUGCAGGGGACUCCUAUGCCGAGAAGCUCAGCGUUAGCUGUGCAGGAGCGGGCGUGCGGGAGAGGAACGGAGGCGCGCUGGGGACAGGGGGGUGGCACGGCGCAUCGGCUCGAGCUGGUGCAGGAGGUGGGUGCGGCGGUGGAGGGGGCGUGGUGGGGCCUGCGUGUGCGGCGGAGGCUUCGCGAUGUGGGCCACCGGCCUGUGCGAGCUAGCGGGAUGUGGGUAAGCGCCGCGCGAUUUGGGUACAGAAUACUGAAUUACAAUUA